Messenger RNA from Camelina sativa (false flax), 2013 nucleotides. Its product is annotated as MLO-like protein 12. NCBI's taxonomy places the organism in Eukaryota, Viridiplantae, Streptophyta, Magnoliopsida, Brassicales, Brassicaceae. Gene Ontology annotation, cellular component: membrane. The record is from RefSeq and is a predicted model, not a curated record. Gene Ontology annotation, biological process: defense response.
CAUUUUCUUCUUUUCCCCUUAUUAGAUAAAACUUGUGAAACCCUAAAAGCUAAUCCAUUUUAGAAACUAGACUUUUGGAGUACUAGUGAUGGCGAUAAAAGAGCGAUCACUAGAGGAGACACCAACAUGGGCUAUCGCUGUUGUUUGCUUCGUUCUUCUUUUCAUUUCCAUCUUGAUCGAAUAUUUCUUGCACUUUAUUAGUCACUGGUUUAAAAAGAAGCACAAGAAAGCUUUAAAUGAAGCUCUUGAAAAGGUUAAAGCAGAAUUGAUGCUACUGGGAUUCAUCUCGCUUCUAUUGGUGGUAUUGCAAGAUCCAGUCUCUCAAAUUUGCAUUCCAAAAACAGUUGCUAAAACUUGGCAUCCUUGUAGCCACGAACAAGAAAUCGCUAAAUACGGUAAAGAUUAUGUCGACGAUGGCCGCAAAAUUCUUGAAGACUUUGACUCCACCGACUUUUAUAGUCCUCGCCGAAGUUUAGCCACCAAGGGUUAUGACAAAUGCGCAGCGAAAGGGAAAGUAGCAUUAGUAUCUGCUUAUGGUAUCCACCAGCUGCAUAUAUUCAUCUUUGUGCUCGCUGUUUUUCAUGUUCUCUACUGCAUUAUAACCUAUGCUUUGGGGAAGACUAAGAUGAAGAAAUGGAAGUCAUGGGAGAGAGAGACCAAAACAAUUGAGUACCAAUAUGCCAAUGAUCCAGAGAGGUUCAGAUUUGCAAGAGACACAUCGUUCGGACGUAGACAUUUGAACAUUUGGAGCAAGUCUUCCUUUACCCUCUGGAUUACAUGUUUCUUCAGACAGUUCUUUGGAUCAGUGACAAAAGUGGAUUAUCUCACACUAAGACAUGGCUUUAUUAUGGCGCAUUUGCCGGCAGGAAGUGCAGCUCGUUUCGAUUUCCAAAAAUACAUUCAAAGAUCUUUGGAAGAAGAUUUCAAGGUGGUUGUGGGUAUAAGUCCACUGAUAUGGUGCAUUGCUGUCUUAUUCUUAUUGACCAAUACACAUGGAUGGAAUUCAUAUCUUUGGCUGCCCUUCAUCCCCUUGCUUGUGAUAUUGGUAGUAGGAGCAAAACUUCAAAUGAUUAUAUCCAAGUUAGGAUUAAGGAUUCAAGAUAAAGGAGAUGUGGUUAAAGGAGCCCCUGUGGUUGAACCGGGUGAUGAUCUCUUUUGGUUUGGUCGGCCUCGUUUCAUUCUCUUCCUCAUUCACUUGGUUCUUUUCACGAAUGCAUUUCAACUGGCUUUCUUCGUUUGGAGCACUUACGAGUUCACACUCAGAAACUGCUUCCAUCACAAAACCGAAGAUAUUGCAAUUAGGAUCAGCAUGGGGGUAUUAAUACAAGUUCUAUGCAGCUACAUCACUCUACCUCUAUAUGCUCUUGUUACUCAGAUGGGAACUACAAUGAGGCCGACCAUAUUCAACGAUAGGGUAGCCAAUGCAUUGAAGAAAUGGCACCACACGGCCAAGAAACAGACGAAACAUGGACACUCGGGAUCUAACACACCUCAGUCGAGCCGCCCUACUACGCCAACACAUGGCAUGUCACCGGUGCAUCUCCUCCACAACUAUAAUCACCGCAGCCUGGACCAACAAACCAGCUUUACUGCCUCUCCUUCUCCUCCUAGAUUCUCUGAUUUUAGCGGCCAUGGCCAUGGCCAUCAUCAUUUCUUCGACCCUGAAUCACAGAAUCACUCUUACCAGCGUGAGAUCACAGAUUCUGAAUUCAGCAAUAGUCAUCAACCCCAAGCUGACGUUGCAAGUCCUGUUAGAGAAGAGAUGCAGAUUGUUGAACACGUCAAGGUUGAUAUGCCUGAAUUUACGUUCAAGAAGUAAUAGGAACCUCACUAUACUUUUUAACAUGCGCCUGUUCAUUCUUUGUAAAUGAUAUAAUCUUGAGAAUGAACACUUCUCUUAUUUCUUUGUCUUUUCUUUUUUUCUGUAAUGAUUUUUUGCUGUAAGUUCCAAGGUCAAAACGUUUAUGAUGCAUUAUAUCAUCAUACUAGUAAACAGAUUUUUCAUCUAGUUAA